Molecule: messenger RNA, 2949 nt
Organism: Sorex fumeus (smoky shrew)
Lineage: Eukaryota; Metazoa; Chordata; Mammalia; Eulipotyphla; Soricidae
Gene: CHIC1
Product: cysteine rich hydrophobic domain 1
Exons: 6
Coding region: 25-714 (229 amino acids)
Source: RefSeq, a predicted model, not a curated record
UGGCGACGAUCGCGAGGUCACGUGAUGAGCAUCCUACUGCCUAACAUGGCGGAGUUCGACACCAUCUCGGAACUGGAGGAGGAAGAGGAGGAAGAAGAAGCGGCAACGUCGUCGUCGUCGUCCUCCUCCUCCUCUUCCUCCUCCUCUUCCUCCUCCUCCUCCGUAUCGGGGCCCGAAGACGACGACGAGGAAGAGGAGGAAGAGGAAGAAGAGGAGGAGGAGGAAGAGGAGGAGGAGGAGGAGACGCCGCCCCCGCCUCGGGUAGUGAGCGAGGAGCAUCUGCGGAGAUAUGCCCCGGACCCUGUCUUGGUGCGGGGCGCCGGCCACAUCACUGUGUUUGGCUUGAGCAACAAGUUUGAUACUGAAUUUCCCUCAGUUCUAACAGGGAAGGUGGCUCCAGAAGAAUUUAAGACCAGCAUUGGCCGUGUAAAUGCAUGUUUGAAAAAUGCUCUACCCGUCAAUGUGAAAUGGCUGCUGUGUGGUUGUCUGUGCUGCUGUUGCACACUUGGUUGCAGCCUGUGGCCUGUUAUUUGUCUCAACAAAAGAACCAGAAGAUCAAUUCAGAAGUUGCUGGAAUGGGAAAAUAACAGAUUAUAUCAUAAGCUUGCUUUGCACUGGAAGCUGACUAAAAGGAAAUGUGAAACUAGCAAUAUGAUGGAGUAUGUCAUACUAAUAGAAUUCUUACCAAAAUAUCCCAUAUUCCGACCUGACUGAGGAGUUUUAUUCAGUCACUUCUGUGUUACUUGUCAUUUCCUACCCUUAGUGCCUUGUAGAUGAUUUUGGAAUGAAGAUGGUCUCCUUUGCUGUGUUCAACUUUCUCUUUAUAAUGGUAGAAUAUUCUCUUCACUUUUUAUUUGAGUUGGUUUAAUAAGAAAUUUUGCACAUCGUUUUUGGCUUUGUUUUUGUUAAAUGAUGCUUGUGUUUUGCACUCUCAAUUUUUAAAUGAUUUCACAGAAACACCUAUGUAUAUAUAGAGAGAUGCUACUAAAGAUAAAACAUCAGUGCUGGAGUUUAAAAAACAAAAAUUUGUCCUGAGCAUGCUGCCUUAUAAUACUUUUCAUACUCACUGUUUCUAAAUAUGCAUCACUUUUCUAGGCAACUAAAUGCUCCCUAUCUCUUACUGAACACACAUAAAUAAGCUUUUGUUAGCUUUUAGAAAUGGUUCUACUUUUAGCUGCUUAUAAAGGACAUGCAAUUAAUAGCACUGGGUUUGUCCUGCACUUUGCUAAAAUAUCACUUGUUAGUGGAUAAAAUAUUUAAACUCUUAAAGUCUUGUAAAUAUUGUCUCUUUGCAUAAUGCAAAAUGUGAUGUGCCAUGGUUUACAUAAUGUAAUAUUAUUCUUACUGUAUUGCCAAAAUUCUGCAUAGAUUUUAAUAUGAAUGAAGUUUGUAAGCAUCCUUUUGAAUGUAUAAAUUGUUAACAUGCUGUUUUAUGGCAAAACCAUAAUAAGUAUGUUAAAAUUUUCAGGUGUAAGCAUAGGGUUGCCCUUUGACAAGUGGAUUAAAAUUGAAGUUGUCUGAGAUAUUCUGCAUUGCAUCUGAAAUCUAAGAACCUUAUUUUUUUAAUUUACUUCACUAGUUUCCAUUUUCCUCUCCAUUUCUACUUGGAUAAGAUUUUGACAUCUUUCACAAUGCCACUAUUCUCACUUCCCUUUCUGUAUCACUCAUUUGAAAAUAUGCACAAUUGUGACCUUUCAAUCCUGGGGGGUAUUUAAACUUCCCUGUCCCCCUGAAAGCCACUGUUAAUCUCCUUGUGGAUUUUCUGACAUUCUACUUUGGAAAACAGAGAGGUAAUUGAGAAAUUGUACCUGAAGAAUAAGAGAGUGGCUGAUUUAUAUUUGUUUAAUGUUCUUUAUCCUCUCUUUUAGGAUUUUUAAGACAUGGAUAUAAUAAGGAAAAACAAAUAGACAAAAGUAUUUUGCUUAUAAAUUCAACAUACAUGUAGCUUUUAAUUAGUAUUUGCAUAUUUCCCCAUUUCUGUUCAUAAUUAAGAUGAGUGAGAGCAGAACACUCAUUCUUCUAGAUUUUAAAAUUUCAACAUAAUAGAAAUUUAUAUUGUUAAUUCAGCAGCAAAUGUAUGCUUGAGGCAUUCUAUGCCAUUCAUACUGCUAAAAAUAACAUUUAAAUAUUUAGUACAAGUUAGUUUUUAUUUCUCAACAUACUUAUUAUUUUUAGUUAACUUUUUAAAGUAAACUUCCAGCCCAGUGAAAAGAACAAUCAUUUCCUUAAACAAGAUCAGGUUUUGUAAAGCCUCUUUUAAAAUGUGUGGCUACUUAUAAAUUUACAGUCUCAGAUUAGCAAAAGAGGAUAAAAGGAAUACUAUUUUAUAUAUGACAGUACGUACUUGCACAAACACUUUUCCACAUCUUGUAGAACUCCAUUACUCCCCUGCCACCCAACCCAAAAUCUCUAACAUUGAAAUGUUGUGUGUGCCUACAAAUAUCAUUUUGCUGCUCUGCUGCAAAAUUGAAGGUGUAUUUUUAUAGACAAGGUGAAAACUGAAAUACCAAAUGUCUUGUUUUAUAGCUAUGGUCAGGGAAAAAUUGUAUUUCUGAUAUGUUUCAGCUAAUUAUCAGGAUUUUAUGCUUUAAAUGGGCAGUUUAAUACCAAAAUUGGUUUCUAGCAUAAUAUAAAAUUUCAAAUUGUCACUGAUGAAAAAUUAUUACUUUUAAAUGUCAACUGUGAAUUCUCUUUUUUGCUGUAAACUCAAAAUUUGACUAUCCAGUAACCUUUUUCUGCAAUGUGUGAAUCAUGCUUCAUUUUUCUCAAAAACAACAAAAAAUAUUAAAUUAUUUCCAUGAAACAUACUAAGACAGGAAUAGAAUAUAUCUGGAGGUGUCAGUAUAUUUCAAGUUAUAAUGACAUCUGUCAUUUAAAAAAAACACUUGCCAAUAUCUGCAGACCUUAUUUUUAAAACUACUUGAAUUGCUCUUAAAUUUCUUUUUUCAU